This is a messenger RNA of Diachasma alloeum, 982 nucleotides long. RefSeq lists its product as uncharacterized. The record is from RefSeq and is a predicted model, not a curated record. The transcript has 5 exons. The coding region runs from base 96 to 905 and encodes 269 amino acids. NCBI's taxonomy places the organism in Eukaryota, Metazoa, Arthropoda, Insecta, Hymenoptera, Braconidae.
CCCUGGGCGUUCCGACCGCAGAAUCAGUGCAGGGAAUCAGCUGUUCUCGACAAUCCAAUCAUUAUACGGACGAAUGCUGCGUAAUUAUAAGCGAAAUGAACCGAGAUAAUUCACGGAAUGGGAAACGAUCACGCCCUGAAGACAUUGAGGACGACGAUAAUUCGAACGGUAAAUCUUUUUUUAAAAUCAAGAAGGAGAACGAGGAUGACGCUGAGGACCCGUGCAUUUCCGGGAUUUUCGAUGCCAUCGAGUUCAAGGAUCAGCUCGAGGAAGAGUUGCCCUUCGAGCAAUUGGCGGCGACUGGAUCCAGCGAUAUGAAACUACUCGUGAGACUUAUCGGCACAAUUGCUACGGAAAUGCAGAGACUGACCGAGGAAGUUCGCGACAUAAAGAACAUUCUUGAGGUCCGAUUGACUUCUCCCAGUGCCAUCACACCGGGGCAGAAUUUUACGAACAAAUACAUGAUUGAUUUACCUUUGAAGACUCUUGAGGAGUUCGAUGCCUUCGAUGAGAAACUCAAGACUGAUGACGAAUUUCUGAAUGAUUUCGGACAAUCUCUAGUCGUGCUUUUCGAUCGUGAUGAGAGACUGACGAGAACUGUAACAAUUAUUCUACGUCGUUACCUCAGUCGAGAGUUGGCUAUGAAAUUCACAGCUACCAAGCAGUCAGCAACGAAAUUAGUGUUUAAGGAGACUAAGUUUUGCUCUUGCAUGUUUGACAUUCUUUCACAGUUGUAUAAUAAAGACCACAGGAGGCUUCCCAUGAACGAGAAGAGGUUUUAUUCAACCCUGAGCAGUAUCUUCCCAAAUGCCAAGGACUGGGAUGGCUGCAGAUCCCUCCGCAGGAGACCAACUGUUCCAGGUGCCAGAGAGGAUGGAGACGAAUCCGAAAACGAGGCCGAUUGAACAUAUUUUUUUACUAUUUUUAUAUCUACCUCUCUACAAAACUAAUUCUAAUAAUUAUUGACCACCUAAUUAACGAU